Molecule: messenger RNA, 1885 nt
Organism: Octopus sinensis (East Asian common octopus)
Lineage: Eukaryota; Metazoa; Mollusca; Cephalopoda; Octopoda; Octopodidae
Product: DNA-binding protein Ikaros
Exons: 4
Coding region: 335-1840 (501 amino acids)
Biological process (GO): regulation of transcription by RNA polymerase II
Molecular function (GO): RNA polymerase II cis-regulatory region sequence-specific DNA binding; DNA-binding transcription factor activity
Source: RefSeq, a predicted model, not a curated record
UUUAGGUAGAAAAAACUGAUAUACAAAGCAAGAUAAUUUAAUCUCCUCGGGCUCAUUUUAAGAUGGGAACUAUUGUUUGUAUAUUCAAGAUGGAGGUUCGACGCUGGGAGGUUUGUUCAUAUAGCAGAGUGUACUGGGUGCACUUUUCAUGUCACCAGCAGUAGAGAAGUUGUCAAGUCUUUCGUGAGGCAAGACUUGAGGAGCAAGGACUUUCUGUCAUGACUAGUACAGGAGUGAAGUUACCCACCUUGUUCACUAUUAACCAAUUCUGACCAUAAACAAUAAUCUUUGCUUUGACCACACUUUUCUCUAACCAUCUACAUGCAAAACGACAAUGAGUUCUUCUUCACCUGUGGAUCAUGUUGCAUCACCUGUUAGCCUCAGCACUGCCGCCGGUAGCCAAAUUUCAUUUGAAAAAGAUGGUGAAAAUUAUAAAUGUUCUAUAUGUGGUAAAGCUUUUGGUUAUAAAAAUGGUCUUAUUCGACAUGUACGCCUCACCCAUGAUAAAGAACGUCCAUUUCAGUGUGACAUAUGUCACCGUCGAUUCGGCUAUAAGAAUAUCUUACUGGAACACCAGAACAUUCACUUUGGUAUUAAGCCUUAUGCUUGCAACCUCUGCGACAAAAAAUUUGCUGCUCGCUCCAAUCUGGUGCAGCAUCGUCUGAUACACAGGAAGCCGUAUUGCUGUCGAAUGUGCAACAGACGAUUCGACAAAGAAGUCCAGUUGCAGCGCCACCUGCUCACCUGUCAAGGCGAAGCAUUGCAGUGCAGUAUUUGUAAUUACGCAGCUAGCAAUCAAACAUCACUGAAUGCGCACAUUUUUGAAGCUCAUCCACCUCAGUAUUACGAUACACGAGACAAAAACCGGGUUGAUCUUGCGGGUGGAGAUAGUACGGCAGGCAGUCUGUCGAUUGUGUCCACCUGCUCGGCAAACGAUAACAGCAGUGGUGGUUCAGGCAUAGACAGUGUCCUCUCUUACAACUUGCAGCUGAGCACUGAGACGGAAUCUAUGCGCAAGAUAGACAAUAUCUGCUCACAGCUUGCUAGUCGCAGUAACAGCACGACGCCUUCCAAUGACAGUGUUGUCGGAGGAGCCACUAUUAAACAAGAACAGCCUUCACCAUCAUAUGAUUCACAACCAGUAUUUCCAGUUGGUAUCAGUGUCUCAAAUAAUGAGCGCUGUUUUGUAGAAAACCAGCAGAAGCAGUACAGUAACAAUGGCAACAGCAGCAAUGGCAGUUCGAGUGGUGUGACGUCGGAGGCUGCAUGCCGUUUGACUGUAUCCAGGCUGGACAACACAAGCAAUCACCGGAGCAGCAGUCCUCCACAUCCGGCUCUUGCGUCGACGACCAUUGACGAGAUGAUGCAGGUGGUAGAAGUGCCGGCUACUCCCGACCAGCCUGUCUCAAAUCGGUGUUACACUGUGCCAUCACCACGCGACCUCAUACCCAGCAACAUUGCCGACUCGACGAGCAGCCUGUCAGAGAUGCUCUCCAUGCUCCAGAACCUGAUCCAGAAGUCCCAGGAGCUGGAGCCAUCCUCGUCGGGUGGUUUCUCUGUUGCAAUCACACCGAGGAAAUCGACAAAGGAUGUUGCAACGCAAUUCGCGACCCCAAUCGACGGCGUGCCUUUACUGGAAGAUACCUUAGCCUACUACAUGUCCCAGGGUAAGAUUUACAAGUGCAACCAUUGCGGGAUUAUUUUUCAGGAGCGAGGCAUGUACUUCCUGCACAAUUCACUGCAUGGGGCGUACAAUCCGUGGGAGUGUAGCAUAUGUCACAAAGUGUGUGCGGACAAGAAUGAUUUCAAUCUACAUUUUGUUAACCAGCAACAUGUAUAAAAAAUUAAAAAAACCAAAAAAAUUUUUUUAAAUGCGACAUGUAAA